Impatiens glandulifera is the source of this 273-nucleotide messenger RNA. Its product is annotated as auxin-responsive protein SAUR21-like. The coding region runs from base 1 to 273 and encodes 90 amino acids. The record is from RefSeq and is a predicted model, not a curated record. The transcript has a single exon. Lineage: Eukaryota; Viridiplantae; Streptophyta; Magnoliopsida; Ericales; Balsaminaceae. Gene Ontology annotation, biological process: response to auxin.
AUGGCUAUCCGUUUGCCAUCAACAAUUGCACACGCCAAGCAAAUCAUGAUGAAGUUACAAUCUUCUCAGACAAAGAAAGGCUAUCUAGCCGUAUAUGUGGGAGAGAUUCAAAAGAAGCGGUUUCUUGUUCCUAUAUCAUAUUUGAAUCAUCCUACAUUCUUAGCCUUGUUGCAAAGAUCAGAAGAUGAGUUUGGGUUUCAGCAUCCUAUGGGUGGAUUAACAAUUCCUUGCAAAGAAGAAACCUUCCUUCAUCUCACAUCUAGCCUUAAUUAA